AUGUUGCCAAUAAAGUUAAUUACGUUAUUAAUAAUCGGCUUUGCAACAAAUUAUAUAAAUUCUCAGGAACUUUAUGGUACUGAAACCUCUUGCGCACAAACACGAGUUUUAGUGAAUAGACCACGAAGUUCAUACCUAUCAUAUCCACCACGUCAAAGAUGUCAAACUAACUCAUUGCAAGUAACUCAAGCCUCAAGCCAGCCUGUAGAUCGAGGUUUUGCACUACGUAAAUUAAGGGAAUUUGUACAACGUCGAGAAUGUCGUAAUUCAGCAGUAAUUCAACAAUCACCUCCACGAGUAUGUCAACGGCCUACACGUCGGCUGUGUCUUCCACAACGCAUAUCAGAAGGAUAUGAACAGCCGUUCAUGGGUCGACGAAGUCGAGAAUGUCGAAGAAAUGUAGAAAUUCAGCAGAUCCAACAGCAACCUACCCCGGAAUCACAAACAAGUCAAUUGCAAUCAAUUCGAUUGAGAGUUAGACGAUUAGAACAGUCGACUCCAGAUAGACGGAUGUUGGCAAUUUCUCAACAAUCUCAACAAUGUCAAAGAAAUACAGAAUUCCAGCAGCCGUUAUCACCACAAUCACAAGGAGAACAGGUUCAUUCUAUGAUGCAAACAAGACAAUUACAAGCAACUCAACUGAGAAUAAGACGGGAACUGCCUGCACCCCGACUAGGGCUUGCUCAAUCAAGGGUAAUAAGACAAUUAGAACAUUCGAGUUCAAUCAGGCGGAUAUCGCCAAUUUCUCAACAACCUCAACAAUGUCAAAGAAAUACAGAAUUCCAGCAGCCGUUAUCACCACAAUCACAAGGAGAACAGGUUCAUUCUAUGAUGCAAACACGACAAUUACAAGCAACUCAACUGAGAAUAAGACGGAGACUGCCUGCACCUCGACUAGGGCUUCCUGAAUCAAGUGAAAUAAGACAACUAGAACAGUCGAGUUCAAUCAGGCGGAUUUCGCCAAUUUCUCAACAACCUCAACAAUGUCAAAGAAAUACAGAAUUCCAGCAGCCGUUAUCACCACAAUCACAAGGAGAACAGGUUCAUUCUAUGAUGCAAACACGACAAUUACAAGCAACUCAAGUGAGAAUAAGACGGAGACUGCCUGCACCUCGACUAGGGCUUCCUGAAUCAAGUGAAAUAAGACAAUUAGAACAGUCGAGUUCAAUCAGGCGGAUUUCGCCAAUUUCUCAACAACCUCAACUAUGUCAAAGAAAUGCAGAACUCCAGCAACCCAUACCGCUAUCACAUAGAGUCCACAUUAAUUCACUCACACAAACAAGACAAUUUCAAGCAAGUAAAGUCAGAAUAAGACGGGAACUGCCUGCACCCCGACUAGGGCUUGCUCAAUCAAGGGUAAUAAGACAAUUAGAACAUUCGAGUUCAAUCAGGCGGAUAUCGCCAAUUUCUCAACAACCUCAACAAUGUCAAAGAAAUACAGAAUUCCAGCAGCCGUUAUCACCACAAUCACAAGGAGAACAGGUUCAUUCUAUGAUGCAAACACGACAAUUACAAGCAACUCAAGUGAGAAUAAGACAGAGACUGCCUGCACCUCGACUAGGGCUUCCUGAAUCAAGUGAAAUAAGACAAUUAGAACAGUCGAGUUCAAUCAGGCGGAUAUCGCCAAUUUCUCAACAACCUCAACUAUGUCAAAGAAAUGCAGAACUCCAGCAACCCAUACCGCUAUCACAUAGAGUCCACAUUAAUUCACUCACACAAACAAGACAAUUUCAAGCAACUAAAGUCAGAAUAAGACGGGAACUGCCUGCACCCCGACUAGGGCUUGCUCAAUCAAGGGUAAUAAGACAAGUUGAACAGUCGAGUUUAAUCCGGCGGAUUUCGCCAAUUUCUCAACAAUCUCAACAAUGUCAAAGAAAUACAGAACUCCAGCAACCCAUACCGCUAUCACAAGGAGAACAAGUUCAUUCUGUGAUGCAAACACGACAAUUGCAAGCAACUCAAGUGAGAAUAAGACGGAGACUGCAUGCAGCUCGACUUGGGCUUCCUGAAUCAAGGGAAAUAAGACAAUUAGAACAGUCGAGUUCAAUCAGGCGGAUUUCGCCAGUUUCUCAACAAUCCCAACAAUGUCAAAGGGAUGCUGUACUUCAACAGCCCAUACCGCUGUCACAUAGAGUCCAUGUUAAUUCAUUCGCACAAACAAGACAAUUACAAGCAACUCAGCUAAGAAUAAGACAGGGACUGCCUGCAGAACCAACUCAAUUAAGAAUAAGACAGAGACUGCUACCUGCACCUCGACUAGGGCUUGCUCAAUCAAGGGUAAUAAGACAAGUUGAACAGUCAAGUUCAAUCAGGCGGAUUUCGCCAAUUUCUCAACAACCUCAACAAUGUCAAAGAAAUACAGAACUCCAGCAGCCGUUAUCACCACAAUCACAAGGAGAACAGGUUCAUUCUAUGAUGCAAACAAGACAAUUACAAGCAACUCAACUGCGAAUAAGACCGAGACUGCCUGCACCUCGACUAGGGCUUCCUGAAUCAAGGGUAAUAAGACAAGUAGAACAGUCGAAUUCAAUCAGGCGGAUUUCGCCAAUUUCUCAACAACCUCAACAAUGUCAAAGAAAUACAGAAUUCCGGCAGCCCAUAUCGCAAUCACAUAGAGUCCACAUUAAUUCAUUGACACAAGCAAGACAAUUACAAGCAAUUAAAGUGAGAAUAAGACGGAGACUGCCUGCACCUCGACUAGGGCUGGCUCAAUCAAGUGAAAUAAGACAAUUAGAACAGUCGAGUUCAAUCAGGCGAAUUUCGCCAAUUUCUCAACAACCUCAACAAUGUCAAAGAAAUACAGAAUUCCAGCAGCCGUUAUCACCACAAUCACAACGAGAACAGGUUCAUUCUAUGAUGCAAACACGACAAUUACAAGCAACUCAACUGAGAAUAAGACGGAGACUGCCUGCACCUCGACUGGGGCUGGCUCAAUCAAGGGAAAUAAGACAAUCAGAACAUUCGAGUUCAAUCAGGCGGAUUUCGCCAAUUUCUCAACAACCUCAACAAUGUCAAAGAAAUACAGUACCCCAGCAGCCGUUAUCACCACUAUCACAAAGAGUCCAAAUUAAUUCAUUGACACAAGCAGGACAAUUACAAGCAACUCAACUGAGAAUAAGACGGGGAUUACCUGCACCUCAACUAGGGCUUCCUGAAUCAAGGGUAAUAAGACAAGUAGAACAGUCGAGUUCAAUCAGGCGGAUUUCGCCAAUUUCUCAACAACCUCAACAAUGUCAAAGAAAUACAGAAUUCCAGCAGCCCAUAUCGCAAUCACAUAGAGUCCACAUUAAUUCAUUGACACAAGCAAGACAAUUACAAGCAAUUAAAGUGAGAAUAAGACGGAGACUGCCUGCACCUCGACUAGGGCUUCCUGAAUCAAGGGAUAUAAGACAAUUAGAACAGUCGAGUUCAAUCAGGCGGAUUUCGCCAAUUUCUCAACAACCUCAACAAUGUCAAAGAAAUACAGAACUCCAGCAGCCGUUAUCACCACAACCACAUGGAGAACAGGUUCAUUCUAUGAUGCAAAGAAGACAAUUAAAAGUAACUCAACUAAGAAUAAGACGCAGAUUGCCUGCACCUCGACUAGGGCUGGCUCAAUCAAGUGAAAUAAGACAAUUAGAACAUUCGAGUUCAAUCAGGCGGAUUUCGCCAAUUUCUCAACAACCUCAACAAUGUCAAAGAAAUACAGAACUCCAGCAACCCAUACCGCUAUCACAUAGACACCACAUUAAUUCACUCACACAAACAAGACAAUUUCAAGCAACUAAAGUGAGAAUAAGACGGGAAUUGCCUGCACCUCAAUUAGGGCUUCCUGAAUCAAGUCAAAUAAGACAAUUAGAACAGUCGAGUUCAAUCAGGCGGAUUUCGCCAAUUUCUCAACAACCUCAACAAUGUCAAAGAAAUAAAGUACCUCAGCAGCCCAUACCGCUAUCACAAGGAGAACAAGUUCAUUCUAUGAUGCAAACAAGACAAUUGCAAGCAACUCAACUGAGAAUAAGACGGAGACUGCCUGCACCUCGACUGGGGCUGGCUCAAUCAAGGGAAAUAAGACAAUUAGAACAUUCGAGUUCAAUCAGGCGGAUUUCGCCAAUUUCUCAACAACCUCAACAAUGUCAAAGAAAUACAGAAUUCCAGCAGCCCAUAUCGCAAUCACAUAGAGUCCACAUUAAUUCAUUGACACAAGCAAGACAAUUACAAGCAAUUAAAGUGAGAAUAAGACGGAGACUGCCUGCACCUCGACUAGGGCUUCCUGAAUCUAGUGAAGUAAGACAAUUAGAACAGUCGAGUUCAAUCAGGCGGAUUUCGCCAAUUUCUCAACAACCUCAACAAUGUCAAAGAAAUACAGUACUCCAGCAACCCAUACCGCUAUCACAUAGACACCACAUUAAUUCACUCACACAAACAAGACAAUUUCAAGCAACUAAAGUGAGAAUAAGACGGGAAUUGCCUGCACCUCAACUAGGGCUUCCUGAAUCAAGUCAAAUAAGACAAGUAGAACAGUCGAGUUCAAUCAGGCGGAUUUCGCAAAUUUCUCAACAACCUCAACAAUGUCAAAGAAAUACAGAACUCCAGCAACCCAUACCGCUAUCGCAAGGAGAACAAGUUCAUUCUAUGAUGCAAACAGGACAAUUGCAAGCAACUCAACUGAGAAUAAGACAGAGACUGCCUGCACCUCGACUAGGGCUUCCUGAAUCAAGUGAAAUAAGACAAUUAGAACAGUCGAGUUCAAUCAGGCGGAUUUCGCCAAUUUCUCAACAACCUCAACUAUGUCCAAGAAAUACAGAACUCCAGCAGCCCAUAUCGCAUUCACAUAGAGUCCAAAUUAAUUCAUUGACACAAAUAAGACAGGGGCUUACAAGACCUCUACCAUCAGAUGUUCUUAGUCCAGAAGAAAGUAAUGUAAUUUGCUCUUCUGGAGAUCGAAGCCACGGUGGUUGUAGUAGUUUUGUUCCCAUUGUAAGAGCAGAUGAAGAUGAUGAACAUCAAAAUUUAGGAUUGCGUGAAAAUCAUGUGCAAAUAAGGCAGGGAGAAAUGGGCGAUUGUCCGCAGCAAUUACCGCCGUUACAAUCAUGCCAAUACUGA
This is a messenger RNA of Teleopsis dalmanni, 5082 nucleotides long. RefSeq lists its product as uncharacterized. The record is from RefSeq and is a predicted model, not a curated record. The coding region runs from base 1 to 5082 and encodes 1693 amino acids. The transcript has a single exon. Lineage: Eukaryota; Metazoa; Arthropoda; Insecta; Diptera; Diopsidae.